CGCAAGCCCGAGCUGGGUCAGAUUUGCUGAGACCAGAAGGCGAUGGAGGCCGAAGAGGGAAAGGAACGCUCUCUGAAACAAAGGCAAGUCUUGAUGUUCUUUGUUUUGCUGGGCGUAGCUCAGGCUGGUUCCGAGCCUAGGCACUAUUCAGUGGCUGAGGAAACGGAGAGUGGCUCUUUUGUGGCCAAUUUGGUCAAAGACCUGGGACUAGAGGUAGACGAACUAGCUGCGCGGGGGCCUCGGGUCAUUUCCAAAGGGAGAAAAAUGCGUUUGCAGUUGGAUAGACAGACCGGGGAUUUGUUGUUAAAUGAAAAACUGGACCGGGAGGAGCUGUGCGGCCCUACCGAGCCCUGUGUACUGCCUUUCCAGGUGUUAUUGGAAAAUCCCUUGCAGUUUUUUCAGGCCGAGCUACGAAUUAGGGACAUAAAUGAUCACUCCCCGGUUUUCCUAGACAAAGAAAUAAUUUUGAAAAUUUCAGAAAGUAUCACUCCCGGAACUACUUUCCUAAUAGAAAGUGCCCAGGACUUAGAUGUAGGAAGCAACGGUCUCCAAAGUUACACAGUCAGCCCCAAUUCACACUUCCAUCUUAAAUUACAAGACAGUGCCGAUGGCAUGAUAUUACCACAGCUGGUGCUGGACAAAGCGUUGGAUCGCGAGGAACAGCCUGAGUUCAGGUUAACCCUCACCGCAGUAGAUGGCGGGACUCCACCCAGGUCUGGCACCGCCCUGGUCCGCAUUGAAGUCUUGGACAUCAAUGAUAACGCCCCAGAGUUUGCAAAUCUGCUCUAUGAGGUGCAGGUCCCGGAAAACAGCCCGAUUGGAUCCCAGGUUGCCGUCGUCUCUGCUAGUGAUUUAGACAUCGGAGCUUAUGGAGAAAUAUCUUACGUAUUUUCCCAAGCCUCUGAAGAUAUUCGCAAAACUUUUCGAAUAAAUGCAAAAUCGGGAGAACUCCUUUUAACACAGAAACUGGAUUUCGAAUCUAUUCAGACUUAUACCUUAAAUGUUCAGGCGACAGAUGGUGGAGGCCUUUCUGGAAGUUGUGUGGUGUUCGUCCAGGUGAUGGAUUUGAAUGACAACCCUCCGGAACUGACCAUGUCAACACUUAUCAGUGAGAUCGCAGAAAACUUGCAGGAGACCAUAAUUGCUGUAUUCAGUGUUUCAGAUCCUGACUCGGGAGACAAUGGAAGAAUGGUAUGUUCCAUCCAAGAUGAUCUUCCUUUCUUCCUUAAACCCUCUGUUGACAAUUUUUACACUCUAGUGACAAACACAGCCCUAGACCGAGAAAGCAGAGCCGAGUACAACAUCACCAUCACCGUCACAGACAUGGGAUCCCCCAGGCUGAAAACCCAGCACAAC
This is a messenger RNA of Equus quagga, 1356 nucleotides long. RefSeq names its product protocadherin beta-2-like. NCBI's taxonomy places the organism in Eukaryota, Metazoa, Chordata, Mammalia, Perissodactyla, Equidae. Gene Ontology annotation, cellular component: plasma membrane. The record is from RefSeq and is a predicted model, not a curated record. Gene Ontology annotation, molecular function: calcium ion binding. The transcript has a single exon. The annotation marks the transcript as partial. Gene Ontology annotation, biological process: homophilic cell-cell adhesion.